AUGUCUGUCUGUCAUCAUACGUCACAUUUUUCACCUGAACCUACUUCAUUAGACGAUACAUUUUCUAUAUCAAUUGAAUCAUUAAUUAAAGCCGCAACUAUUAAUCAAACCCCACAAAAUUCGAGUUUUUCAAGGGUUGUGAAACAAGCAACCACAUUAAAAUUUUCACGCACACAUAAAAGGUCAAAAUCUUCAAAUUCACGAAUUCACUAUAAUAAAUCAAAAAUUGUUGGAAAAGGGUGUGAAAUUACAAAUAAUUCUCGAGAAAACCUUAAAUCAUCAAAAAUGAACGCUGUACCACGACAAACUAAACUUGCAACCAAUGAUAACUUUUAUCAACCUAAAAUUUUAAGUUAUUAUCCUCCAAGAUUAUUGACUCUCUUUCUACUUGGAUCUUUCACUUCUUUCGUAAUCGAUCAUUUACUUACACAAAAUAAUAUAACGGAAUACCCAAAAGAUAUUACAAAAUUAAUUGAUACUGCUGCUUGGAUUCCGCCAAUAUGCGGUGCUUCUGCAGUAUUAGUAGGUUCGUUAUUUUCAUUAGCUGAUUAUUGGUUUAUGCGAAAACCACAAGAAUUUCAAAGGGAAUGGAGUAAUGUAAUGAGAUGUAUGGGAGGUUUCAUCGGGGUUGCAUAUGCUGCAACGAAAUUACCAUGGAGUAGCAAUUAUCAAGUGUCUUGCACAUUAGCACUGAUAUCAAUUGUAUUGUGGUUCUUAUUUGAUCGUACUUUACAUGGAUUUAUGAUGUCCGCUUUGUUUUCUUCGAUAGGAACGGGUGUAAUGUACAUGCUCGUUUCAAACGGAAUUUAUAGGCAGCUAAUGAUAGUACCAGAGGAAUGGUUUGAAAAUAUAGAACGAGAAAAAAAUGGAGAAGUGGUUGUAACAAAAAAUUCAAAAGUCGAAUAA
Molecule: messenger RNA, 906 nt
Organism: Funneliformis geosporum
Lineage: Eukaryota; Fungi; Glomeromycota; Glomeromycetes; Glomerales; Glomeraceae
Source: the annotation of a GenBank genome assembly